AUGAAUGAACGCGACAGUAUCGCUCCUUCCGAACCACAGUCGAGAACUCAGCAGUCGGCUGUCGACUCCUCCUUGCGUCCUUUGAGCCCUUCUCCGUCGUCAUUACAUCAUCAUCCACUUAGAUCGAUGAACCUUUCUCCACCGUUGUUACGUGGUUCUUCGUCAUCGGCUCAUGUGGACCUUCAUCGCCUACUUCGUGAGUGUUUCAGUAACUUCUUGGAGCUACCUCUUUCUCCGGGUGUUGUUUCCUCUACUAGUUCGGCUGAUGGAGACUACCAAAAUACUUUAGACCUCAAAGACGAGUAUACUGCUGAUGAAUUGAAAAAGAUUUCAAAAUGUACUAAACUUACCGAGAUGAAAUCUGAUCCUAAGAAAGUCAGAGGAAUCUUGGCAAACAGAGAAGCAGCUGCACAUUCAAAGAAGAGGAAGUCACAGUACCUUCUUGACUUGGAACACCAAGUAAAUUUUCUUGAGAAGGAUAUCACUUUGAUGCAAGAAAAAGAGAUGCUUUUGGAGAAUGCUAAAAGCAUGCUGAUUGAUGAGAAGAAGGAGUUCAUGAUUCGACUUGAAUCGUUGGAGCAACAAGCAAAACUUCAUGACGAAAUCAAAAGUCCAAAGGCGACGACAACGUUGAACGAACAAUUGAGUGUGGAAGCACAACGGCUGAAGGAAGUAUUAGCAUCAAACGAACAACUGAGUGUAGAAGUCCAGCGGCUAAAGAUGGCAAUAGGUGAUGUGAUGCAUAACGACGGCUAUCAAAUUGACCCAAACAUCUUGCAACAACUCACCAUUAAUGAGUCCGAUCAGCCACAGACAAGCAAGCAGCUCUGA
Messenger RNA from Camelina sativa (false flax), 831 nucleotides. Lineage: Eukaryota; Viridiplantae; Streptophyta; Magnoliopsida; Brassicales; Brassicaceae. The record is from RefSeq and is a predicted model, not a curated record.